AUGGCUUCGAUCAUGCGCCCUGGCCUCCUCAGGCAGGCUUGCUCGCCCGCCGCUUCUCAGCGCAUGCUCUCCACCUUCGCAGCGUCCUCCGUCAAGCGAUCGUCACCACUGGCCCAGCAAAUCCGCCCAGCAUUCGAACGCUCCUCGAUCCUCAAGUCCACACGAGUCGCCGCAUUCCACGCCACAAGGAGCCAGCAGAUCCUCCCAGCACCUCCCCAGAGGGUCGUCGGAACGGCCAACGAUCCCACACCCGUGCCACCGCCCUCUCCCAGCCAUGGAAGCUACCACUGGAGUUUCGAGAGGGCUAUCUCUGCUGGCCUCAUCCCGUUGUGUGUAGCACCCUUCGCUGCAGGAUCGCUCAACCCCGUCAUGGACUCCAUCCUUUGUGCUCUUCUCGUCGUGCACUCCCACAUUGGUUUCGAGGCCUGCAUCAUCGACUACUUCCCCAAGAGGCGCGUUCCCCUGCUCUUCAACAGCGCCAACUGGGCCCUUCGCAUCGGCACCGUCCUCCUCGGCCUCUCCCUCUACUCCUUCGAGACCAACGACGUCGGCAUCACCGAGCUCGUCAAGAGGCUCUGGGCUGCUUAA
This is a messenger RNA of Aaosphaeria arxii CBS 175.79, 588 nucleotides long. Its product is annotated as mitochondrial succinate dehydrogenase cytochrome b560 subunit D. Lineage: Eukaryota; Fungi; Ascomycota; Dothideomycetes; Pleosporales. The record is from RefSeq and is a predicted model, not a curated record. Gene Ontology annotation, molecular function: heme binding; ubiquinone binding. The transcript has 3 exons. The coding region runs from base 1 to 588 and encodes 195 amino acids. Gene Ontology annotation, biological process: mitochondrial electron transport, succinate to ubiquinone; tricarboxylic acid cycle. Gene Ontology annotation, cellular component: mitochondrial envelope; membrane.